AUAUUCCCUAUUGUGUUAAACACAUACGCUUUUCAAAAGCUCUCUUCCUCUGAGAUCCCAAAUCUGAGCCGCCAUAGCUAUGGCAUCGUCACCCCACUCGAUCCUCCUCCAGAACCCUAACCGCUUCUUCCUCAAAACCUCUUCACCACCCAUCUUCCCCACAAACACCCACCUCAACACCCUCAAGCUCCCCACCAAGCCCAUGUCGAUCAGAUGCGCCGCUCCUACCCAAACCCAGGAUCAGCGCCCACUGAUCCAGACCCAAUCCCAAGAUCGAGUCUUCAACUUCGCUGCGGGGCCUGCCACCCUCCCGGAGAACGUUCUCCUCAAGGCUCAGUCGGAGCUUUACAACUGGCGGGGAUCCGGCAUGAGCGUCAUGGAAAUGAGCCACCGAGGCAAGGAGUUCCUCUCCAUUAUCCAGAAGGCCGAGUCCGAUCUCCGUACCCUUCUGAAUAUCCCCUCCGAAUACGCGAUCCUCUUCCUCCAAGGCGGCGCCACCACUCAGUUCGCUGCGAUCCCUUUAAAUCUGGUUAAACCCGACGACCCGGUGGAUUACCUGGUCACCGGGUCGUGGGGGGACAAGGCCUUUAAGGAGGCAAAGAAGUUCAGCAAAGCCAAGGUGAUCUGGUCGGGCAAAUCGGACAACUACACGAGAAUUCCGUCCUUCGAGGGGUUGGAGCAGAGCCCGGACGCCAAGUAUUUGCAUAUAUGCGCCAACGAAACCAUACAUGGGGUCGAGUUCAAGAACUACCCAACUUCAAAGAAUGGUAUACUUAUCGCCGACAUGUCUUCGAACUUCUGUUCGAAGCCCGUGGACGUGUCGAAAUUCGGGAUCAUAUACGCUGGGGCUCAGAAGAACGUGGGGCCAUCUGGAGUGACCAUUGUCAUCAUCCGGAAGGAUCUGAUUGGGAAUGCUCAGGAGAUUACACCCAUUAUGCUGGACUACAAGAUCCACGCAGACAACAACUCGCUCUAUAACACACCUCCUUGUUACUGCAUCUACAUGUGCGGAUUGGUGUUCGAGGACUUGUUGGCGCAAGGCGGGUUGGAGGAGGUGGAGAAGAAGAACAAGAAGAAGGCCGAGCUUCUGUACAGUGCGAUCGAUUUGAGCAAUGGAUUCUACAGGUGCCCGGUUGAGAAGUCGGUGAGGUCGUUGAUGAACGUACCGUUCACGUUGGAGAAGCCGGAGUUGGAGGCUGACUUUGUGAAAGAGGCAGCCAAGGAGAAGAUGAUUCAACUCAAGGGGCAUAGGUCGGUUGGAGGUAUGCGUGCUUCCAUAUAUAAUGCUAUGCCAUUGGCUGGGGUUGAGAAGUUGGUUGCUUUCAUGAAGGAUUUUCAGGCAAGGCAUGCUUGAUUAAUUUACAUGGCUUUUUUGGGUGAGGCUGACGACUAUUAGACAUUGUAGCAAUUUUUGUCUUCUUGUUUCGUUUGCUUCUGUAGAAUUUCAGGUAUGUUUUCCAUCUUGAUGUUCAUGUUCAUCAAGAGAAAUUUUAAUAUUUCGGCUUUUAGAUUAUUACUAUGUCUUGCAAAAUGCAAAUUCAUAAAGUUGAUGAGUUUGAAUCCCUUGUUACACGAGUUAGUGAAUUGCAAAGCAUUUGUUUGAA
Juglans regia (Persian walnut) is the source of this 1604-nucleotide messenger RNA. RefSeq names its product phosphoserine aminotransferase 2, chloroplastic-like. The transcript has a single exon. Bases 80 to 1354 code for a protein of 424 amino acids. The record is from RefSeq and is a predicted model, not a curated record. Lineage: Eukaryota; Viridiplantae; Streptophyta; Magnoliopsida; Fagales; Juglandaceae. Gene Ontology annotation, biological process: L-serine biosynthetic process. Gene Ontology annotation, molecular function: O-phospho-L-serine:2-oxoglutarate transaminase activity; pyridoxal phosphate binding. Gene Ontology annotation, cellular component: cytoplasm; chloroplast stroma.